UGAAUCAGUAUCGCCUCAGUGACCGUUCAAACGGAUAGUGUAUACUUUAUUCAUGUGAUUGCGUUCUUCUUAGGAUAUAAAAUCUGUUCUAAAAGUCAAUAUAUAUAGACUAAUAAAAGUAAAAUCGUUAAAUAAUCUAAAAAUAAUUAAAUUUAACUGAAAUAAAUAAACAAAUAAAUAAAUGAAUAAUCUAAUUAUGGAUAAUUUGGGUCACAAUUUUUCGAGUUCAAUGUGGUUCAAUUCAAAUUUAUUUAUUACAAAUGGAGUUCCUUUUAAAUUUUAUUUAGAUGGAUACGAUCUUCAUGAGUUCACCGCUAUAGUCAAGAUCAUUGAGGUUAAUUUUUCAUACGAAGAUGCUUAUGGAGGGAAAUUAUCGGAGCCUGAUGGUCCGGAUACAAUUGUUUUUUGCGAAGCAGGAGGUCCUCUCAGCACUGAGAAAUAUGAAUACUAUGAUAUUAAAUAUUUUCAUGACAGCAUCGUUGGGCUCCAGCCCCUCGAGUUGAUGGAUUACAAACUUUGGGAGAGCACAAAUCAACGACUGGAAAAUCCGAGAGAUGAAUCAAUCAAAUCAUUUGGAAAUGAGGAAAAUAAAUUUGAUCCAUCCACAAAAAUUGACACAUCACUUCGAAUAUUGGAAUUCCAGAAUGGAUUGGAAGAUGGUGAGAAUUCUUCUAAUGAUCCAGCCUCGAGUACUUGCACAAAAAAAUGUUUUGUAAAGCUUGAGCGUUUCGAAAUUUGUGAUGAAGAGGAUCAUCAUUCAGCUGAAGUUCAAGAAGAUCAGUAUGAAAGUCUUGUCGAAGAGGAUGAACUGUCAGAUGACUCAGGUGUUUCUCAAACCAGCGACGACAGUAAUCAUUCACAAGCCGGUGAUGACAUGAUCCUAUCAAAUCGUAGUCAUUCAUCGACAAGACAAGUCACCGAUAGAUCAAGAAAACGAAGCGAUAGUGCACCUGGGCUCAGAAACCAGAGAAGGAGAAAUCUAAUAGAGAAUAAGUUAUCUACACCGAAAAAUACAGCCUGGACAUUCGCAGAGCAACAAGCGUUAAUUCAAUAUCUUAUUGAUAACGACAUCAUGCAUCGGGGAAAUUCUCGUAAAACGUGGAUGGAGUAUAUAGACAAAUGUGGGCCAUUGAAUCCUCCUAGAACAGCAGAGAGCCUUCGUUGUCGUUACCGACAUCAUCUUGCUCACGACUACGCAAAAUAUAUCGAUGACCCCGAAGUAUUGAGGAAGUUCGAAGCAAUUGAAGAGAAAUGGCACAGCAACUACAACAAACAGAAAGGAAUCGCCUGGACCGAUGCUGAGGAUCAAACUCUCAUCCAAUAUCUUAUUGAUAAAGAUGCCAUUUCCCAAGCAAACACUACCAAAGUCUGGGUUAGAUGUCUUGAAGCUUGCAAGCCAUUGCUCCAUCCAAGCAGAACAGCAACUGCGCUAUUAACUCGAUUCAGAUAUAAGCUUCAGAAGACUUACCCAAGAUUUACCAAUGAUCCUGCCGCACUAAUGAAGUUCAAGCAAUUAGAAACUCGUCGAACUAUUUCGAGUAAAAACUACUGGACAGAUGAAGAAAAUAAGAUGUUGAUACAGUUUAUUAUUGAAAAAAAUGCUGCUUAUGAAGCAAGACUUUAUACAUUUUGGAAAGAUCAUUUAGCAGAACUUCAGUCAACUUAUUGCAUAAACAGGACAGCAAACGCUUUACGUUAUCAGUAUUAUAAGGAACUUCGUUACAAUUACGAAAAAUAUACCGAUGAUCCAGAGGCACGUCGCCAGUUCAAGGAGGUCUUAUCGCGAAUCCGGCCGAAUACAUCCACCACGAAUGAUUAAAAUUAGUCAAAUGUCAAUAGCAGUGGAAUACUCUAGUUAUCUCUACUUGCCAAAAUACGCAAUCACCUUGACGAUAAAUAAUUCUUUAAAGAAAACUCAAGAGAUGCUUCCAGAGUUUGAGAACUUAUAAAACGGUAGAUGUUGUUUUGACAUUAUUCAUUCAACAAAUUGACAAAUAGUCAUGGUAUAUAUGAUAUGAUAAUCAGUGAAUUGCAGAAAAAUCCUGAAAUCAAAAAUCUUGACCAGGAGGGACUGAAAAAAUCUGAGAGAUCUCUUAUGUCCAAAAAGUAUCAAAAGGUUCAAAAGAAAUUACUAAACUGAAUAACCACUUUGUUUAAAUAUAUCCUGAAAUUAAUUGUUUUUUUUUAGAACACCUACAUCUGACUUUAACUCAGAAUUCAUAAUAUUUUCACUCCAGAAAUUCGUUUAAUACAAUUUUUUUAUUUACUCAUGACAGAUUAUAGAAUUAUUGUGCAAUUUUCAGUUCGUGAAGAAAAUCGAUCAAGUGAAUAGAUGAAUUAUUAAAUCAUUAUCCUAUGUUUCCCAAUCAAUAAUGUCACUAAAUUAUUACCAAUAUUUACACAGUCUUAUUUUGGGAUAUCAGAUAAGACAGGGAUGAGAAGUUCAUGCAAUGAUUCUCAUUUCACAUCUAUAUGAUUUAAAGCAUUCAUAAGUAAAUGAAAGAGUUGAUGAAAAAAUUUACGACUAGUGGAGUUUAUUUAUAAUAUUUAUACGAUUGGA
This is a messenger RNA of Fopius arisanus, 2560 nucleotides long. RefSeq lists its product as uncharacterized. The record is from RefSeq and is a predicted model, not a curated record. NCBI's taxonomy places the organism in Eukaryota, Metazoa, Arthropoda, Insecta, Hymenoptera, Braconidae. The transcript is spliced from 10 exons. Bases 182 to 1819 code for a protein of 545 amino acids.